AUGGUCUUUAACAGUUUACUCUCUACUCUUUAUAAUAACUUCAUGAGCCUAAAACCGCAACCGAGAAUGAAGGAGCCUCCAGCUUCUUGUGAUGUGGAUGAAGUAAAUGUUGAGCAUAAGGUUGAUGAGGCACUGGCUGAAUCUGCUACAGAUUCCAUUACAGGUGAAGGUGAGUUCUGUUGUGUUUGCUUGUCGAGAUUAGAGGGUGAAGAAACCAGCAUCCUUCCUUGCAUGCACGAGUUUCAUAAGGAAUGUGUUGAGAGAUGGUUCCACGCAUGUAGAAAAACCUGCCCUGUAUGCCGAUUUGCAAUGGAAGAAGAUAAGUGCUACUAUGCAGGCGAAUUUUUCACCGAGGAGAUGUUGAUAUAUUUUUCUUCUUUUCAUGCAGCUGGCUUCUAAAUUUUGAUAUGUUUCAACCCUAUUUUUCUACUUUCAAUGUUUUUGAGUUGUACACAAAAUUGAACACUUCAAAAUCAAUCAAAGUUGAGAUGCAUGAUCUAGCUUAAGCUUAGAGUCUAAGAAAUCCUUGUAUUCUUCUGUAGUAAAGGAUGUCUUGUACCAACCUGCUAUUAUUGGUACAAAACCAAUCACAGAAUCUCUCUCUUUUCAUUUACAAGGAAAAUAUACGUGUAUUGCCACAAUGCCAGUGAAAGAAAAAGCUCUUUCACUGACUUUGCUUGGAUUCUCACUCA
This is a messenger RNA of Cannabis sativa, 692 nucleotides long. RefSeq names its product E3 ubiquitin-protein ligase RHA2A. The transcript has a single exon. The record is from RefSeq and is a predicted model, not a curated record. Bases 1 to 399 code for a protein of 132 amino acids. NCBI's taxonomy places the organism in Eukaryota, Viridiplantae, Streptophyta, Magnoliopsida, Rosales, Cannabaceae.